Messenger RNA from Effrenium voratum, 1041 nucleotides. Lineage: Eukaryota; Dinophyceae; Suessiales; Symbiodiniaceae. The record is from the annotation of a GenBank genome assembly.
AUGGUGAACGAGUGGGACGAGCAGACAAAAUCACGUGUGAGGGCGCUGCGGCUUCGAGGCAAGAGUUUGAGAGAAAUCGUGGCCGAAACUGGAGUCUCAAAGGGAGCCGUGCAGCGGAUCUGCGCAGCUGAAAGCACUGUGGAGCGCGCAGCGAAGAAGCGCCGGGUGGAGGCAGCGGUGGCCAUUUCUAGGAGCUCUUGCAAACGGGCAAAGGCAUCCGGGGACUUGAUGAUUGUUCCAGUCACGGUGGGCGGCGCUGUUGUGAAUCUGCAUGCGAGAAGCGAGACCACAGACUUCAGAUCGGUCCCAGAACUCUUCGAGCGCCAGGUCUACAAGCCCAAAGACACAUUGGCGCGACAGCUUUGCCAGAGCGGCAAGUGGCAGGUGCUGGAUGUGGGCGCCAACAUUGGGUACGCGUCUGUUUGCAUUUGCUUGGGCCUUUUGCGCAAUGCCACAGUUUCCAAGCUGGUGUGCGUGGAGCCUGGGGCCUCGAACGCUGCGGUUCUUCGGCGCAACUUGAGAUCUGCGAAUUUGAAGGCCUUGGUGCUGGAGACUGCAGUGUCUUCCCGCCGGGGUGAGGGCACCUUGUGCCAGUCCAACAAGUACAACUUCUACCGUCAGACGCUGACGCCGGUGACAAAGGCUGCCUCGUCCAGCUCUGUCGAAACUGCCUUGGACAUCCUGAGCAAUGUGUCAGAUGUGGUAGGCAGCCUAUUCAUCAAGUUGGACUGUGAGGGGGGCGAAGCGCAUUUUGCUGCCCGGCUUUGUGGAUGGAUCUCCCGCUUGAAGAAGAUUGACGCAGUCCUGGUCAUGGGAGAGAUCUCGUUCGACAACCUUCGUUUGAGUCACUCUGGAUAUACUGACUUGAAAAGGCAGUUUUCUGAUCUCAACAGCGACGACUGGAUCCUCGCCAGAGCAAUCUGGGGCCGCGCGCCUUUGGGAACCUCAGAAGAAGGCUUCACGCGAAGCCAUUUGCAAGCGAGUGCUGGCAUGGAGUUGCUGUACAUGCGGAAGCAGAGCACUCGUGGUCUCGAUGAUUAG